Molecule: messenger RNA, 8023 nt
Organism: Monomorium pharaonis (pharaoh ant)
Lineage: Eukaryota; Metazoa; Arthropoda; Insecta; Hymenoptera; Formicidae
Gene: Arms
Product: kinase D-interacting substrate of 220 kDa
Exons: 22
Coding region: 729-6854 (2041 amino acids)
Molecular function (GO): protein binding
Source: RefSeq, a predicted model, not a curated record
UCUCUACCGAUAAUCUAAUCUAAUCUAACCUUACGGUCGGGAAGGGAUUUAAAUUUAUCUGUGGCAAGGGAGAUUGUGAAAAUUCGUAUAGCGGUGAGCUCAGCCUUUCGAUACUGGGAAUAGCGUCCCCAAUAUCGAAAGCAUACUUGAUUGACACAACGAUCGACAUUAUCUCGAAAAUGGAAUUUAUACUGUUCUCCAUUUUUAAUCAAUUAUCCUUAACUCUUUAAUUGUAUCGUAGUCAAUGACAAUCUGGUAAGAAGUUAGAAAUUGUUACGAUUAUUUUAAAAGUUUGGGCUUUCCUAGAGAACCUACAGUUCUUCGAGAAGUUUUUAUCUUAAAUUAUUGCAAGACAUAUGCAUUAUUUUCUUACAAAUUAACAUGUUGCUUUUUUAAACUAUAAAUGGUAUUUAAAAAACUACAAAAUUAUUAUACAUAUAUGAAUCAUCCAUAACGCAUCAGUGUUAAAUAAAACAGUAUAUAAUUUUUAUUAAUAAAUUUAUUUGCAUUAAAUUGAUAUAUUAUUCUAAAAUGACUUCUUUUUAAGGAACGUUUAAUUAUGCUAAAUUUAGUUCGAAUUCUUAUUAUAUCGAUGACGUCACUUUCAUGUAAUGAAAAAUGCAGUCAAAUAAAAAUUUAAAUUUAGUGAUUCUAUGUGUAUACUCGUAGCAAAAAAUGAAGGUCGUUUUCGGUUUUUGUGCUGAAUAGACAAAUUCAAAGAGAAUGCCAUGCGGAAGGCCAAACACGAGCGUCUUAGAAUCGCGGCGGCGUUCUUCCGUAAUAGUUUCGAUGAAGAAGAUGAUGAAGAAAAGGAGGAUAAAGCCACGUUAACAACAGAAUCGGAUGAAGUUCUCUCGCAAACCUUUGACGGCGAUUCGACAACAGUCCGAAGAAAGAUCAGCGUCGCAAAUCCAGAGAUUCCCUCAAAGUUGGUUGCACCUGAUCCUGAACUUGCAAUUUCCAUCUCGUACGUGGAAGAUCGCACUUUUAAACGUUCGCCUGAAAGACCCAGCUCGUCGAACAAUGUGGUGCAUGCGAUACCAAGUCAUUGUGACGCAAAAGAAGUAUAUAACAGGAACAGUGAUGUGAUUUCGAAAACCGAAACGCGAAGUUUGACAGUGCCGAUGGUAGAUUCCGACGCGUCCAAGCACGAAAAUGUCAUUACGAAGGAGUCGUCUGCGAGGUUUCAUUCCUCAUCAGUCGGAGACCACCCAGUGCGCUCUCAUACGAAGCCAACUAUUGUGAAUAGAUGGAAGCAUUCUCAAUUGUCGCCCAAUUUUUUAGAGGUUCCUUCAAAAGCCAGUGAACACGUUCAUUUACCGGAGCGACCACUAAAUACCGAAGAAGAUUCGAAUAUCGGGAAAGUACGCUGCAAUGCAGCGCCGCAAUCUUCACUGACAGCCGCUAUUCGAGACAGUUUUGACGAGAAUCUUGGCAAAAGUAGCAGCCGUAGGUUAACGUUGCCGAUGACGAAUUCCGAUUUGAACCAAUCUACUUUGCAAAACCCUGCGAUGAAGAUCAACCAGAAGUCGCCGACCUUUGAAGACAUUCUGGCCGGCACCAGCGUGAAUCCAAUCCGAAAGUCCAGCAUAGCAAACGCGGCUAUCUGCUCAAGCCUGGCUCCGAGUUUGCUCGGCGCUAUCCCCGGUGUACCGAAUUCCCUCUUGCCGAAUGGUGACUACAAUCUACAGCGAAGCGCCACAUUGUCGAAUCUGUCGACCACCUCCACUGCCAUCAGCGACGACAUUUCCAUUGGUAGAACGCGCCGCGGAUUGAGGUCGUUUCUUCGUCUUCACAUACCUGAAUCACAUCCCGCGACCUGGCAUGACGACGAGGGCUACCAUCAUCACUUGCACAAUUACCACAAUCCUCAUCACGUGUUCUCGCACAUUCACGUACCCACCAUCACCUUCACAGCGCCAGCCACUGAUGGUAUCGGUCGCAAGUUUAGCUUCGCCAUUCGAAGGCACUCGCAGGCGACAUUGCAUCGGACUGACUCGAUGGUAUCGCUUUGUUACCGAUCACUCGCGAGCUAUAUCACAGAUGAUAAUCUCGUCGGACUGCAGAGCUUUCUCGAAAACAAGCGAGUGCAGGUCGACGAUAGAGAUGAGAAUGGUAGCACCGCCCUCAUCCUUGCAGCAACCAAGGGAAAAAUACACUUUGUCCGAGAACUCAUCAAUCAUGGAGCGGACGUCAAUGCUGAAGAUGCGGACAAUUGGACGGCGUUGUUGUGCGCGGCAAAGGAAGGCUAUACCGAGAUUUGUCUUGAAUUGCUUGAGCACGGCGCCGAUUUGGAACAUCGAGACAUGGGCGGAUGGACGGCACUCAUGUGGGCGACCUACAAGGGUAAAUCAGCGACGGUAACAAUGCUGCUAGAGCACGGGGCUGACGUCAAUGCGCAUGGAAAUUUUCAUAUAUCCUCGUUAGUAUGGGCCGCUGGCAGGGGUAAUACUGAUAUAGUCAAAGAUCUCAUUGCUCAUGGAUCGAAGGUCAAUGUCGGGGACAAGUAUGGCACGACGGCACUUGUAUGGGCAUCACGCAAGGGAUGCGUAGAAAUUGUCGAUAUGCUUCUUAAGGCCGGAGCCAAUGUUGAUACGGCAGGCAUGUAUUCGUGGACUGCUCUGAUCGUGGCAACUCUCGGUAAUCAUGUGGAAGUCGUGUCGUUACUAUUGGAACACAAACCCAACGUGAACGCUCUAGACAAAGACGGUUGCACCGCCCUAGCAAUUGCCUGCCGUGAAGGUCAUCAUGAAAUAGCCAACGCCCUUUUAAAUGCUGGUGCUUACGUUAAUAUUCAAGAUCGAGCUGGCGACACGAAUCUAAUCCAUGCGGUUAAGGGAGGUCAUCGAGGCGUGGUAGAAUCGUUGCUGAAAAAAUACGCGGAUGUCGACAUCGCUGGAAAGGAUAAAAAAACCGCAACUUACAUAGCAGUAGAGAAAGGCAAUAUACCGAUACUCAAAUUAUUACUAAACGCUAACCCAGACCUGGAAAUUGCCACGAAAGACGGCGACACGCCUUUAUUACGGGCGGUGAGGUCGCGUAACGCCGAAAUCGUGCAAUUGCUUUUAGACAAGAAAGCCAAGGUCUCGGCUACGGACAAGAAGGGCGACACUGUACUGCACAUUGCGAUGCGUGCGCGAUCGAAAGCGAUCGUCGAGAUACUACUGAGGAAUCCAAAGAAUAGCCAGUUAUUGUACCGUCCGAAUAGACAAGGCGAAACGCCCUACAACAUUGACGUCAAUCAUCCAAAGACAAUGCUUGGUCAAAUAUUUGGUGCUCGGCGCUUAAAUACUAAUGAGGACAAUGAAAACAUGCUUGGUUACGAUUUAUACAGCAGCGCACUCGCAGACAUUCUCAGCGAACCAUCGCUUUCUACACCAAUUACCGUCGGUCUGUACGCAAAAUGGGGUUCUGGGAAAUCAUUUUUACUGAACAAACUGAGAGAGGAAAUGAAGAACUUUGCGCGACAAUGGAUCGAUCCGGUAUUCCAAUUCUCUUCCUUACUUUUUUUAGUAGUAGCUCACGUAUCCCUACUUGUGGGCGUUACGUUGGGUCUUGUCUUACAAUCGUGGAUCAUCGGUCUGUCAUCCGGAAUAAGUUUAUUAGUUAUUGUUUAUAUAUUUCUGAUUCUCGUUUGGCAUGCCAACAAAAGAUACGAUUGGUACUGGCCAUAUAAUCUGACAGUGGAUCUCACCACCAAAUUGAAUACGCUGAAACUGCUGUUGCAAGUGAUCUUCUGUCAUCCACCGGGUAGUCAAUGUCACGAUGGCAUAACAGUGCAGCCGAUAAAAUUUUACUUCACCGAUCAGACUCGCGUGGGUACGACCGCCGCCGGUGAAAACGCAGUCGUGCAAAUGGUUGGCUCGUUGUACGAUUCCAUUGAAAACUACUAUGGCUCUCUAUCUACCAGACUGUACAGGGCAUUUCGACCCAAACCAGAUAAAUCAACCACCACAUGGAAAUGGAGACGAUUAUGUUGCCUGCCAUAUGUAGUCAUAUUUGAAUUCUGCUUAUGCAGCUUGCUUGUCGGCAUCUCGAUACUUACAGUGUAUCUUAUAGAUAUUUCGAAUGAUGAGUCUACGAUAGAACGAGUUACUGCUCAUAUUAUUAUGAUAUCGAUUGCCUUGGUCUUGGCUAUCAGUAUAAUAGCAAAUUUGUACACAUGGAGUAGAACACUGCAGGCAUUGAUUUUUUCACAAAGGAGACACCUUCAACGUAGUAUAUCAAAAUUGGAGACUUUGAAGAGUGAAGGCUUUAUUCAAACUUUAAAAAGCGAAGUCAAUUUAAUGACGGAAAUGGUCAAGUGCUUGGACAGUUUCAUGGCUCAACAAAGUAGACUAGUCGUAAUAGUAGACGGUUUGGAUAGUUGCGAACAGGAUAAAGUUUUACUUGUUUUGGACGCUAUACAGGCCUUAUUUAGUGAUAACGGAUAUCCCUUCGUUGUGAUAUUAGCAAUUGAUCCACAUAUUAUAUCUAAGGCGGUAGAAGUAAAUAGUAGAAGACUGUUCUCGGAAUCGAAUAUCGGCGGUCACGAUUACUUGCGAAAUAUGGUGCAUCUGCCGUUUUACUUGCAAAACAGUGGCUUGCGUAAAGUCAAGGUUGCACAACAGACUGCUCAAUAUUACAAGAAGACAGUGUGGACGGAGGCCGAGGAAAGCGUCAACUAUACCGCGACCAGUACUAUGCAUCACUCAGUAUCCAAUAGAAGGCUCAGCACAGAAUCGGCUAUAAUGAACAGUAACGAAAAACUAAAACCCCAAACCAGAAAAGGUAGUAGAAAGAUGCGAUUGAGCGAAUCGAUCGCUAGCAGUAUCGGCAGUAAUUUGAAUCGAUUGGGAGGCGCGCAGGAUCUCAACAAAAUGUUGCUUACUGAUGAUUAUUUUAGCGACGUGAAUCCUCGUAGUAUGAGGAGAUUAAUGAAUGUCGUUUAUGUCACAGGGCGAUUACUUAAAGCAUUCCAAAUUGACUUUAACUGGUAUCACUUAGCUAGUUGGAUCAACAUUACUGAACAAUGGCCUUUUAGGACAUCCUGGCUUAUUCUUCAUUAUGAUAUGUACGAGGAGAGCCUGGACGACAAUAUGUCCCUGAAAAGUCUUUACGAUAAGGUUCGACCGCAAAUUCCGGUACUGAAAGAGGUGCAACCUCUUCUCGAGAUAGAUAGAGACGAACGCAAGCUGGAUGUUUUUCUUACCUUUCAUCGGUCUAGUUUACUCAUCAGCGAUAUGAAGAUAUUCUUGCCUUUCACUAUUAAUCUAGAUCCAUAUCUUAAAAAAAAGAUAAAGGAGGAACAACAAAGCAUAGAAGAAGAUGCGAAUCUAUUUCAUAAACAAAGUGUUGCUUGGCACGGCCAUGGUGUUCCAACUGAUCAAUGGGCUCCACAAAGAGGCAUAUCGAAUCGACAUGUGAGACUCGCUAAGCAAUCGAGUUUGCAAGGGUCCGUGCCGCCGACACCAUCAUGGAAUUAUCAGUCAAACUUUGAAUGGCAAGCUCCACCAAAUUGGAUACAAAUGCCUUCCACGGAACCAAUGUCAAAACCGCUUUCCGUAACGACCACAUUACCGUCCGAAAUUCUGGAAAUAAAGCUGUCAUCCUUAUCAGUGAAUGGAGUUUGCGACCUGAUUGACAAAAUCGAAAGCCUUAACUCGAGCCAAGCACCGACAUAUAAACAGGCUGUUGAAGAGAAUAAUAUUAAUGGACGAGUUUUAUUGCACUGCGAUUUACAGGAAUUGAAAAAAGUAUUUAAAAUGACCUUUGGGGAUUGGGAAUUAUUUCGCAUGGUAAUUGUAUCACUACGGGAAAUGGAGCUCUCGUCAUUUACAUACGAGGAAGGUCCUCGAAGUGUCCGAUUCACUGAACAAGUACGCAAAGAUCAUGCUUUGCAAAAUAAUUCUAUGCGUGUGUCUACUCACGUUGAAAAAGAGAAAGGAAUAUCGAGAACGGAUGGAUCGACUCGCCGUGAUCAAAAUAAGCAAUCUAUAAUGGAAAAACAGUUUCAGGUAACGUUAGAAGAGCAAAUGAUUUGUGGAGCACUACAAACCUUAAACGAGGAAGCUUGCGAGGAUGUUUUGGAUGUGCCAUCGCCAGCGGUGGCACCAACAGACUCACUUUCUUCAGGACCCGUCAUCUCGGUACACGAUACGGAAUACGUAUUGCUUCAGGCCAGUCCGCUGUUACACUGGGUGCCGGUUAACGAUGAUCCGGUUAGCUCGGACGAGAGCUCACACGAUUCCACGUUCCUUCAACGCACCAACUCUCAACGUAGCGUUACAUCUCAACGUAGCACGAAAUCCGCCUGUUCACAUAAAAGUUUGAAAAGAAGCGGCAGCAACCUUAGCACCAGACCAACCUCACUAUUCGUCUCUCCGCCAGCAUCACCGAAACCUGCGAUCAGAUCGAAAUCAACCGACGAGAGGUGUAUGAGAAACAAUAUAUCCCCAAAGACUAUAUUAUCAUCGGUAUCCACCAAGAGACGCUCAUCCUUGACGUUAAAUAACGAAGUGGUGAUAUCGGUGCCCACCUCCAGCCUAGAGAAGCUGUCAAAGUUAAAGGAUCGCUUGAUCACCACACCAACGACGAAGUCAUCGGCACCUGGUGGCGAGAGCGACGAUGAGUCCACACCAUUAGUAUCUGAACUGUCUACACCAACGCAUUCCCAAUCGGACAGUGUAUUCAAACACGACUGCAGCGCAGAAAACAGUUCACCGUCGUCCAACAGAAGUCUACCGCGGGAUGGAGAACGUCACACAGAUUUGGAUUAUUCUGAUACAGUCAGUCUCGUAAUACGCGAGUCCUCGAACGCUCAACCGUUUCGGCGCGAUACCAAGAUAUGGGACGACACGGAGACACCUGUCUGACACUUGCCAUUUUCUUCUAUACAUAAUCAUGACGCGCAAUAAUGCGUAUAUUCGCUUAACAUUGUAACAUACCAAUGAAGAUGACUGACGUCUGUUGGACAGAUUUACAAACGACGUCAUUCUGUUUUGACGAUAAGCGUUGAGAUAAGAUAUCAGUCUCAUGUAAAUAACUAACAAAUUUUUUUACAAUUAGAAUGUUAAACGUGUUCAUCUGCUUAGUGAUUUGAUAGGGAACGAGUAAUGCCUUCUCGCGCAAGUUGUGCAAUAAUCUUUUAAUUUAGUAAAAUAAGAUGAUCUCGAGAUAUAUUAUGUCGAAGCGACAUUCCGUGUAAAUAUUAAUGCAUUUACGAAUGCAAAUAUUUUCCUUUUUAUAUUGAUUACUGAAUUCAUGUAUUGAAACGAAAAAAACGAGGAAUAUUUCCUGAUUUAUAUGUAUUAUAGUAUGUACCAAACUAACGUCCUUUAAUCUCCAAUUAAUUUCAGUCAAUUUAUAAUGUGCAAAUGAUGACUUGAAAGAUAACAGAUAAACGCUGAAAAGAAUAUUUUAAAGAAGAGAUAAUUUUCGAAACUAGUAUGCAUGAUUGUUGAUUAAACUACAUUUCUAAUAUAAUUUAUAGAAUUCUAUCUAUAAUUUUAUCGAACAAAAAUGUGGACUAUAAAAGAAUAACUUGUGAAAACAAUAAUUUUCACUUUAUAUUAAACGAAAAUAGACGGUUUUUUUUUCGAUUUGACUGGCAAAUUUUAUUUGUUAAUUACACUACGUUUUCGAUGUAGGGUUCAGAUCCUUAUCAAGUAUAAUAAAAUUACAUCGAUUUGGCUAUUCUCUCCACAGAGACAUUAAUGUUCGAUGAGUCCAUGCCUACGGAUUACUGAUUUAAUUUUUUAAUAAAUUAACUUUAUUUCCAAAACAAGAAAUUUUCUAGAAAACACUGGACACAUUUAAUUAGUCGAAAUAUGUUAAAUAUAUUAGUUUUAAUAUUUCUUCAUUAAGUAUUUAAUAUUUCGAUGUGUUUCUUUUCUUUAUAUCACGAUAUAUUAAUAAUCAUGGAAAAAUGUAAACAAUGUAUUAAUGAUACAUUUGUUUUAUUAAAAGGCAAAAAUUAUAAUUACAUAACAUUUAGGACAUUUUAGGACGGAAUACGUCAGGGUAUUGAUCAUUCAUUGUAAAA